GACUAUACGAAAAUAACAGCCCAAGCCCAAGCCCAAGCCCAGCGAGUGGCUUUGGAGGAAAGGCUAAUGUAUCGGACUUUGACGCACCGAAGCUGAACGCUGUACACCCACCAUGACCGGCGAUGACUCGUUUUCUCUGAACGACGACGCUUUCGCGGCGAACCCUAACUUUGACAUCUCCAUAGAAGAAGGCUCUCAAAACAGUGGAGAAUUGCUUGAGGAAGAAGGCAAUAAUCUUGAGAGUGAAUGUGAACAUUUAUUUCGGAUUGAUGAAGAUGAUCUUGAUGAUGAUAGAGAAGAAAAAGUCUUGUUAGAUGAUUCCCGGAAUCAUGGAAAUGAUGUAAACAUUAGUGAUGGUAAUGAAAGCUUUGGUGAUGAUAUAAGCAUAAAUGCUGACCAUGAGCAUGACAGAGAUGAAAGUUCUCUAAUUGAUUGCCAAAUUGAUUUAUCUGGAGAUAAGGAUUAUCCCCCUCCAGUUGCUGGGAUGGAAUUCGAGUCAUAUGAUGAUGCUUAUAAUUAUUAUAAUUGCUACGCUAAGGAACUUGGCUUUGCUAUUCGAGUGAAAUCCUCAUGGACUAAACGUAAUAGCAAAGAGAAACGUGGAGCAGUUCUCUGUUGCAACUGUGAGGGGUUCAAAACCCUUAAAGAAGUUAACAGUCGAAGAAAAGAAACUAGGACAGGGUGUUUGGCAAUGAUUAGAUUGAGAUUAGUAGAAUUUAACCGAUGGAGAGUUGAUGAGGUAAAGCUUGAGCAUAACCAUUCUUUUGAUCCUGAAAGAGCUCAGAACUCCAAGUCACACAAAAGGAUGGAUAUUGGGACUAAAAGAAAGGUUGAACCAUCCAUUGAUGUAGAGGUUCAAACAAUCAAGCUAUAUAGAAGUUCUGCAUUGGAUGCAAUGGGCCAUCAGGGCUUAAAUUCAAAUGGAGAAUCUAAAAUACAUGUCUACAAGCCUAGGCGUCUGCUGCUCAAGAAAGGUGAUGCCCAAGUCAUUCAUAAUUUUUUUCAUCGAGUUCAGCUUACUGAUCCAAAUUUUUUCUAUGUGAUGGAUCUUUAUGAAGAAGGUCUUUUGAGAAAUGUUUUUUGGAUCAAUUCCAGGUGCAGAGCUGCAUACAGUUAUUUCAAUGAUGUGGUAGCAUUUGACACUACGUGCUUGUCUAGCAACUUUGAGAUUCCUCUCUUUGCAUUUGUUGGAAUAAAUCAUCAUGGGCAAUCUAUCUUACUUGGCUGUGGAUUACUUGCAGAUGAGACGCCAGAAACGUAUGUUUGGUUAUUAAGGGCAUGGCUUACAUGUAUGUCUGGCCGUCCCCCACAGACUAUCAUCACAAACCGAUGCAAGGCUUUGCAAGGUGCAAUAGCUGAGGUUUUUCCAAGGGCUCAUCAUCGGCUUUGUCUAUCAGAUGUCAUGCAAAACAUUCUUGAGAAUGUGGGAGAGUUGCAAGAGUCUGAAACAUUUCAUGCGGUGCUAAGUAGGACAAUAUAUGAUUACGUGAAAGUGGAAGAGUUUGAAAUGGCUUGGGAAGACAUGAUCCAGCAUUUUGGGAUAAAAAAUAAUGAAUGUAUCCAAAGUUUGUACGAUGAGAGAGAGCGGUGGGCACCUGUUUUCUCAAAAGAAACAUUCUUUGCCGGAAUGUAUAAUUGCCAGAAAGGUGACUGGAUAAUUCCUUUUUUUCAUGGUUAUGUACACCAACAAACUUCUCUGAAUGAGUUCUUCAACAUAUACGUAUUAGUUCUUCAGAAAAAGCAAGAGAUGGAAACUCGCAAGGACUUGGAGUCCAGUGAUUUGAGCCUCCUGCUAAAGUCAAGAUGCCUCUUUGAGUUGCAGCUUGCUAAAUUAUAUACAAUGGAGAUAUUCAGCAAAUUCCAAGAUGAAAUAGUGAUGAUGUCUUCUUGUUUUAGUCUUCCUCAAGUUGAGACGAGUGGUGGACCCAUCAUGACAUUUGUCGUCAAAGAACGUGAAGGUGAGGAGAUUUCUCAAGAUGGAAGGUCUUAUGAGGUUAUGUAUGAUAAAGCAGGAGGAGAAAUCCGCUGCAUUUGCAACUGCUUCAACUUCAAAGGCUAUCUAUGCCGACAUGCACUGUUCAUCCUAAGUUACAAUGGCAUAGAUGAAAUUCCAUACCAGUACAUUCUAUCACGGUGGAGGAAGGAUUUUAAGCGGCUUUAUGUUCCAGAUCUUGGCCGUCAUAAUAUAGACAUUACAAACCCAGUUCAGUGGUUUGAUCACUUGUACAGAAGAGCAACGCAAGUUGUUCAAGAAGGCAUGACAUCUCAAGACCAUUAUAUGGUUGCUUGGCAAGCACUUAAGGAAUCCUUGAACAAGGUACGUCUUGUUUCUGAUAGGCAUGUAUAAAUUUGGCUAUACCAUCCUGUAAAUAACCUGACAUUUUUCUGUACAUUAUAUAUCUCAUUUGUUCAGCUAAUGCCUACAGAAUAGAUUUUGUUUGA
Benincasa hispida (wax gourd) is the source of this 2442-nucleotide messenger RNA. Its product is annotated as protein FAR1-RELATED SEQUENCE 8-like. Gene Ontology annotation, molecular function: zinc ion binding. Lineage: Eukaryota; Viridiplantae; Streptophyta; Magnoliopsida; Cucurbitales; Cucurbitaceae. The record is from RefSeq and is a predicted model, not a curated record. Gene Ontology annotation, biological process: regulation of DNA-templated transcription.